Trichoplax adhaerens is the source of this 3222-nucleotide messenger RNA. RefSeq lists its product as uncharacterized. Gene Ontology annotation, molecular function: protein binding. The transcript has 34 exons. Lineage: Eukaryota; Metazoa; Placozoa; Uniplacotomia; Trichoplacea; Trichoplacidae. The coding region runs from base 1 to 3222 and encodes 1073 amino acids. The record is from RefSeq and is a predicted model, not a curated record.
AUGGCUGUUUAUUCCGGAAGACUAGAAAAAUUUUUCACUAUCGAAGACUUACAAGCUAUCGAAAAAGCUUUUAAUGAGGAUCAAACAGGAGGAAAGAGCUAUCGUAAACUGCAUCGAAAUGAAUUUUGUGAAUUAAUGAAUAGAGUCUUUUCACAUAAAUGGUCUCGAUCUGAGUAUACUGAACUAUUUAAAAAUAUCGACGUUCGACAUGAAGGCUACGUUGAUUUUGGCAAAUUUUGCUCUUAUAUGAUGCACGGGUUUUCAAAAAAGCAUGAAAAAGAAUUACGCACAUCUCAGAUUCCCCGAUGGAAAGAUCCAAGAAUUACGCCCAACAUUCACAAAGAUACGAUUCAAAGAAUUAACCCGAUUUAUGGAUCAAUGGCACGUUAUAUUACGGUUAGCAAGGAGGGAACAUUAGGGUGCUGGAAUUAUAACGGAAAGCUGUUAAAGCAAGGAAAAAUUGAAAUGGAUUACAUUUCCGCUAAAAAUUUAUGGAUUACCUGCUUUUGCGUCAUACCCAACCUCAACAAGAUCGUUAUUGCUUUCACAAGUAAAGAAAUAGCCAUUUAUAACUUUGAUAUUAGUGUCGCAGGCGAUUUUUCGCUCUUAUCAAGAAUUACAGAUCUACCAGCUAUACCACUAUGCAUGAAUACUUGGACUACCAACGAUUUAGCUCAUGAUACCAUGUUGAUCUAUGGUGAUAACACAGGCAUGGUUACUUCGAUCAAAUUUUCAGCUGCCUUACUGCCCUCGGUGGAAUGGAGGCAUUGGAGCGAAGGAAAAGAUGAAUAUAUCAAAGUUUUCAAGCUUCCUGAUGUUGUUAAAGAAUACGAUCACUUAAAACUUCAAACCAUCCAAGCUCAUAAAGAAUGGGUCCGAGAAGUGCGCUAUAUAGAAAAAUUAGAGAGCUUCCUAUCCUGUGCUACAACAGAUACAAAUUCUCUUGUUGUUAUACCUGUUCGCCAUGGAACAUCCACAAAUAUGAUUAGUUUUAAUAUCCUUCAAGGAGUUAAUACAUUUGAUUAUGACGAUGAAUUAAACAUUAUAGCUACCGGAGGCGUAAAUCAUAUGGUUCAUCUAUGGAAUCCUUAUGUUAAUUCCAAACCAGUCGGUGUUCUGAGAGGACAUUUAGCAAGUGUUAUCUACACUCAAUUUUAUUCAGCUAAAGGUCAACUGAUUAGUAUGGGAAAGAAUAGGGUAAUAAGAGUAUGGGAUGCAGAAUUGCACGUAUGCUUGCAGAGAUUAAGUGGUCUUUUUAUUAAAGGCCCAACAGUACACUGCAACUUAUUUUUUGAUGCUGAUUAUCGCCAAAUUGUGGCGGCCAUAAGUAAAGAGCUAGUGUUUGUGGAAAUGAAAGCGGAACUUUCGGAUCAUGUCUUAACUCACACAAAACCAGUAUCAUGUGUGAUCUACAGCAGCAAGUGGAAAGAGAUUAUUACUGCUGGAAAAGAUUCUACCAUAACCAUGUGGCUCGUUGAAACUGGCCAAAGAGAAAGACAGUUUGUCAAUGCUCAUGGUGAAGCAGAAAUUACAUGUUUAGCCCUUGAUUCACGUCAAAUUCAACUCUUUAGUGGCAGUGUUGAUGGAACUGUCAAGAUAUGGGACAUGAACGGGCAUUGUCAUCAUACACUUGUGGUAGCAGAUGGAAAGACAGUAGACAUCAACCAAAUACUAACGCUUAAACGUCAAAUCUUUGUUGUUGGAGGAAAUAAGUAUCCCUGCGUAUUCCAAUUUUCUGACAUCAAUGUCAACAGCAGUAGAAUUUACCCUAAUAAGUGGUCAGCUCAGGAGGAGCAUCAAGAUGAAAUUGUUUCUGUGGCUUACCAUCCACCUUUUAAAAUUGCUACUGCAAGCUUUGAUGGAGAAAUUAUCACCUGGAGUCUAACAACUCAAAAGCCAACCAAAAAGUUUAAAUUACGCGAUAAAUCAGCUAGUACCACAACAUCAAGAGAUGGUGGCGAUACACCAAUUGGCUCACAAAUUAGCCAAAUUUUAUAUUUAGUUAAGCGAGAGAGCUCACUUUACACCUGCGAUCUCGUCUCCUGCGGUGGUAAAGGAAUGGUUAGUUUUUGGAAUACCUCUUCUAUGCUACCUCAUCCAUCGGUCACAUUUGUUGCCCAUAAUGAAGUCAAGACAAUUACUAUGGCAGUAGAUGAAAGAAAUGAUUAUUUAAUCACUGGUGAUAGCGAUGGAACUUUGAAAAUAUGGGAUAUCCAAGAUUAUUAUAAAGCUACCACUGAAAUCAAGCGACAAAUGCCACCAGCAAUGGUAGCCUCCAGUCAGCCACAUGCCGACGGAAUUACUGCACUAGAAAUUUGCGUUUACCAAAACGAGUUUUAUAUUCUAGCCGCGUCAUUAGACUGGACAGUAUCUAUUAGCAAUAUCCGAGGUGUUAAAAUUGGUGUGUUUGGACAGGCGCAAAAUUGGAAAUUAGAAACAUUAAAGGUAGAAAUGGAGGAAAGCGAAGAUAAACCAUCAUUGAAUCGGGAUGAUAGCGAUGCCAUGAGUCAAGACGAUGAAGAUCAAUCCUUACAACCUGCUGGCGCUAGUAGUAGAAGCCUAAAGGAACUUAGAAAGCAAUCAAACAAACUAAGUCAUCAAUCAGAGGAUCAAGAUGACGGAGGAAUAAUUUUCCUGCCACCGAUACCUAACAAUGACUCCAUAGAGACCAAGCGGAAAAGUAAAGUUUCGAAGGAUAGCCAAAUAGGGCCGUUGCCAUCUAUUGGCAGCGCUCAUAAAAGAUCAAGUCUACGAUCACGAGAAUCUGCUAAAGGCAGAUCAAGUAGAAUGUCAGCUCAUAGUCAAUAUAACGAACAUUUUCAUCCCUGGGAUAGAACUAUUCUAGGUAAAACCUACCAAGAACACCACCAAAAUAAGAUCAAACGUCGAUCUAAAAUCAUGAAGAGUUCCACUGUACCUGCACGACUUGCUCCUACAAGUAGUCUCAGCAACACAAGUUCUUAUUUAUAUCAUUCUUUAGAUUGUUCUGCUGAACUAGAAGAAAUUCCACAAAUAAGACUACCUGAUUUAAAAAUAAGCACUAGAACUGCUAAUUCAAGAUAUUACUCUCCAGGUACAAGAUCGCCCACGUUAAUGCCAGCAACUAAAUUUACGGAGAAAAAUCUAUUUCCAAAAUAUCUAUUAGAAUUUGAAAGCAAACUUAAGCAUAUUCAGAAAGGACAACUGCAUCAGGUCUUCUCUAGACGUGGAAGGCAACAUUGA